UUUGGAAACUGCCCCAGCAGAAGUCGUUGAGUCGAAAGUGAAGUGUGUUGACGGCGGAUGGUGUACGUGUGUGCGUGUUAGUUCUAACUUGAUCAUCCCCCAAUAAUUCUCGCUUCAGUAACUUCUAAUGGGGGAUUACAAAUUUAGUGUGAAUGCUAGCGUAGGUUCUGUGUCGUCAGUGGAGUUCCCUGUUAGCACGACCAGCAAUUCGUCGUUGUUCUUCACCACACCUUCGUCAGUGCCGGACUCCGUGCCGUCCUUACAGCAUUCGAGUUCGAUGCAAGAUGAUCUUUUGAUUGAAAAAUCGUCUGUAAAGGCACAACUGAGCUCCCAGAACUCCGACCUAAACGGAGACCACAGCCUCAAGUCCAAAGAUGAAGAUGGAAGUUUGGGGGUCCAAGCCGAUAAACAGAACGACCAGUCUCAACUGGGACCCGUAGUUUCUGCCCCUCUUCAAUUGCCAACCGGUUAUAAUGUUUCAGAGCCGAGUUUAAAUGUUAUCAAUUCUAGUAACCCGUCCACGGCCAGUUUGUGGUCCACUGGACCGAUCGAUGAUGCGUUGAUGCAAAGUUUAAAUGUUGGGCCUGCCGUGAACGGGACUCUAGCGUUUCAAAAUUUUCCUCCGACCAAUCCUAAUGCUCUUUAUAACACAAGUUUAGGCCCCCAAAUGUCAGGAUUGCCCCAAACUCAAGUGCAGCCCCCGCAGCAACGUCGAGCCAUAACUGCAUCCCACAAUUUCCCACAUAACCUCUCACGGCACAUUCAACAGCAAAACCAUCCUCAGAACAUGUACAUGGCAAAUAAAGGCUAUACAUCUUGGUCGAGCCCACAGCAGAAUACCUGGUCUCAGGGCCCCCAAAAUCAGGCUAAUAUGACUGGUCUCUCUCCAUGGAAUAGAGGCCGGUCUGUACCGAAUCUAAACCCUUUACAACAAAUGGCAAAUCGCAAACCUAGUCCUACGUUUAAUCAUCAGCACUCCGGAAUGGUUAUUUCUCCCAAGUUUAGACGCAGUACUUCUUAUCCAGGAAAAGGACUCUUUCCGCAGCCACCAACUUUCGAGAUCACCAACAUGGACGAGAAUCGUGAAAUGCUUCUACCAUAUCAGGAACGAACGAUGGGAAACGCUAACGGCACAAGCCCUCUGGAUAACAUGAGGAACCUGGAACACUACCUGAGUGACAUCAUGAGAGGCACUACGGACACCCCGGACCACCAUCUUAAAGGUACUGAAAACAGGAUACAGCAGCUUCAGAAUUACCGUACAGAACAGCGCCCUUACAAAACGGCAUUUCUCAACGAGUCAGGAUUCAUAAACUGCAACACGAACGCCCUUCAAUCUCUGGCACAGCUUCAUGGCAAGUCCCCGUUUUUCCCGGGCCUGGAAGACCAAGCAGCAUUGCUGGAGGAUCCCACCUCACAUCUCGUAGAUGGACAAGUGAUGGCAGCUCCUCCACCUCCCCUCAGCUCUCCCUCCCGAUCCUCCCCCCACAGCCAGGGCUCUGAGACUGGUGAAAGAUUCUCCAGGAAAGUCUUUGUCGGUGGUCUACCUCCAGAUAUUGAUGAAGAUGAAAUCACAGCCAGUUUCCGCAGAUUUGGACCACUUGUCGUCGACUGGCCUCACAAGGCAGAGAGCAAAUCUUACUUCCCACCCAAGGGUUAUGCUUUCCUUCUAUUUCAGGAUGAGAGCUCUGUGCAGCAACUGAUUGACGCUUGUAUCCAAGACGAAGACAAGCUGUACCUCUGCGUGUCCUCACCCACAAUCAAAGACAAGCCAGUGCAGAUCCGCCCCUGGCGCCUAUCUGAUGCAGACUUUGUGCUGGAUGCCUCCAUGCCGCUGGACCCACGUAAGACCGUUUUCGUGGGGGGUGUCCCUCGCCCUCUCAAGGCCGUGGAGUUGGCCAUGAUAAUGGAUCGUCUGUAUGGUGGCGUGUGCUACGCAGGGAUCGACACAGACCCAGAGCUCAAGUACCCGAAGGGUGCUGGCAGGGUGGCGUUCAGCAACCAGCAGAGUUACAUUGCAGCCAUCAGUGCUCGCUUCGUACAGCUGCAGCAUGGUGACAUUGACAAGAGGGUCGAAGUGAAGCCAUAUGUACUUGAUGACCAGAUGUGUGAUGAGUGUCAGGGUCAGCGCUGUGGUGGCAAGUUCGCUCCGUUCUUCUGCGCCAACGUCACAUGUCUUCAGUACUACUGUGAGCAUUGUUGGGCCACCAUCCACUCGCGCCCCGGCCGAGAGUUCCACAAGCCUCUGGUCAAGGAGGGUGCUGAUCGGCCACGGGCUGUGCCCUUCCGUUGGUGUUAACCCAGGCGCACAUUAGCGCAAUUCUCUAGCCAAUCCGUAUAUUAGCCUAGAUUCUCUUAAUUCGCUGUAAACAUAGUCUAAUUCUCCAUUAACUGUUAUCAUUACAUAUUGACUUUAUGUAACUCUUCACCAUUCUUUAGAUGUCUUGUGGCCCUUUCGCCGCGUCCUUGUCAGUUUUGGUGAAAUCCUCUUCAGGGUAUUUUUGUAAAUACGCAUCAUCUAUUGGGAAGUCGUAUGCUCUACAAGCCUAACAGUACCUUUUUCACUUCCUUGAGUCCUUUAAUUCCUUUUUUCUUCUCUGUUGGAUUUUUUCUGUUUGAUGUAACAACAAGUCCCUCACAUGUUUUGUAUAGUCGUUGUAAAUAGUCGCUGUAAAAACAUUUUUGAUUGUACUGAGCCAAAACUUGUACCACGUAGUUUAACAGACCACUUGUGUUUUUGUAUUGUCAAAAGAAUACAUUUCCUCAUAGGUAGUUUGUUUUAUUUUUGGGACUCGUUUUUGUAUAUAAACACUUUUUUACUUUGCCACUGACCUUUGAUAUUCUGAUCGGCAUAACUACUUUUGUACGUUACGGAAGGAGGGGUGAAAGCCUUGGACCAGUGAGAUUCUGAUGCUGUCCAAUCCCUUCUCUCACUACAAUGUCUCGGCAUCAGAUGUUCAGAUCUCCCGAUACCAAAGAGAUGGAGAUAUCUAGUCAACCCUAACCUAAUCCUAAUCCUAAUCCUAACCCUAGCCUAGCUCUAGCUUACAAGCUGAGUAAGUGUCUUCUCUCCAUAUGGGUACAAAGAGUCCUUUAUUUUAUAUCUCCUAGUAAGGUGUAAGAAAUAUUAAUAUAUAAAUAGUGACCCCUCCCUGUAUUUGUCCCACUUUUUUACGAUUUGUAAAUGCUUUCUUUGAGGAUGGGAAGUUGGCCGAUGGUCAAACCAGGUUCAUAGUCGGAUUUUAAUUUUCUACUUUUAAUAAUGAUUCCAGCGAAAGAGUAAAGCCUUACCGCUUGUUUAGAUUUUCAAUUCAGAAUGAGAAUUUUCAUACCGGAUGUUGAGUGUUUCAUACCAUGUGUUAAAAGUGUUUUUAAGAAUAUUCGAUUCCAGUAAUUGAAUGAUAUAGAUAGAUGUAUGUUAUUUUUUACUUUCUUAAUAAAACGUAGUUGUUAUUUUUACGAGCGAUUGCGUUUGUUGUGUUGUACGCUUGUAACGGACUGCUGUAAGCGGUCGCCUCGUGUUGCCAAGCAGCAUACCAGGCUAGGCCUAAUAACGAAUGUAUCUUUUCUACACAGAACUAAACAAACACGUUUGUCUUAUGUGAUAGUUGUAUUCAAUACAGAGUCUACUCGUGAUUCGUUUGUAGCCUUGGCUAAAUUAUUUUAAACGUUUAGCACUAUAAUUGAUACUUUUUUUAUUAAUCAAAUAAGACUAUAAAAUUUGUAUAGAUAUUCCAGUGUGAUGAUUCCACCUGUGUAGUAGAGUGUAGUUUCUAUUAUAUACAGUCUGGCACUUUACCGUAGUAUAGUGUUCACACCUGUCGAUGUACCGUUACCGUACCGACUGAUACAGUACCGUACCGUACCGACCUACAAUACAAUAUGUGUCGGUAUCUCGUAUUUGUGUCUCUUUGUUACCAUUUUCUGUAGACUGCAUCACACGCUUUUCUCAAUUUGGAUUUUAACAAUACACUUCUCGGUAAGUCGCCUCUGGUGGUUUACCCGAUAUCUACUUUUAUUGAACUAUAUUUAAUGUAGGGAAAUUUUAGGGUAUAAAUUAGUAUAAAUAGGUUUUAUGAGACGUUCUAAGCAGAUGUGUUCUCUGUAAUAGUUUUCUAGUUUGUCUUACAAUUGGUCUGAGGCCUGAGGCGACGAUGGACACACGAUAGUUGCCGAGGCUGCACCCAACAACUUACAGAAAAUUGUACAGGACCAAACAACUACUAUUUGUCGUCAAACAUUGUACAAAACCUCAAACAUAACUUUGUAGAUGCAUGAAUCUGACUAGUAGCUCAUCAAGAAAUACUUUUACUGCUGUAUUUGCUAUGGGUCUUUUUAUAUCUACGCGUUUUUUAAAGUCUUAGUAAAAGUAUUUCUUCUCAUCUUCUGGAAUGCGAUUGAAAUAAUUCAAAAAAAAGGUUAAAAAAAAUAAGGACUUAGCACAAUGUUUGCACCUCUGUGGAUUUGUAACCUUGAUACAUUGAAUAGGCUAACAAGGUUCAUUCUUAUUUAAUUUAUAAGUACCAACUGAAUUCAGAGUUUUAAUUAUUUUCUGUAUUAUACUUGUGUGGUUUUAAAAUUUAUAUCCUUAAAAUUUAUGCUAAAGUAUUUUGUUGUUGUAUAGUAUCAUUUAAUUUUAAACUGUUGGAGAUUUAAUAGAGUUUAUUUACAUUAUAUUUAUUUAUUCAAUGUGUUCUGUUAUUAAUUUCAUAUUUUGUAACCGUUAAGAUAUUACUUGUUGAUCUCUGAAGAUUUUAAUUUGAUAGUAACAGACGAAGCCAAGCCAAUUGCACAGACAAACUCAGUUCCACUGACUGAAAUGUUGUUGUAUAUACUUCAUCGCAAUUUGUUACACACAACACAAUAACCAUUUUCUAAUUUCAAUACUCGAGUUACCAGAUUUCGAUUGACCGACCUCAGCUUCAACGUCGGCGGAAUGUCAUGUUUCAAUCGCAUCGUUAGUCGAGUCGAGCCGAGUCGGUGUGAAAGUACAAAUGUCGGUGUGUGUCUCGCUGUUUUGCUUUGGUGUGCCCGUGCCCGCUGUAUAUACUGUACUGUACCCUCAAUGUUACCACUAUGUUAAGUCUAGUAUUGUGCACUACUUAGCGUUAAGUGUUUGGUGUGGCACUGUUGUAGUCAAUUGUUAUGGUUUGCCGGACGUUUCGUCUCAUCAAAUCUUUAUUUUUCUAUAACUUCUAGCUUGUGAAUUCUUUUUGGUCAUGAAAUUACCACAAAGUUUUUAUAAUAUUAGCACAAGCUAUCGAAUUCGGUUACCUUUUAAACUUUCUAGAUUCUAAUAUAUUUAAAAUAUUUUUUUAAUAUGUAAAGUGUUUUUAAAUUAAUAGUUUUUUAUAGACGAUUACAUUUGUAUGUAGGAACGUGCAAUAGCUAAGUAGGUUCGAAAUCUAUUAGCCCUCAGACCAGGCAGGCAGGGUACCCUACCGGUGAGUUUGUAUGACAGACACUCCGGUCUGCCUAACAAAAAUAUUUUAGCUAACAAUUUUAUAUAUGUUCUAAACGCUAUGUAAGUUAUAUGUUAUGUCUUGUUGAUACUGUGAACCAAAGCAAAACAGCCGCCGUCGUGCGAGCUAGGAAAGGACUAGUUCUGGCUUUAAUUAAUUUUAAAUUAAUACUGUUAGUUAUAGUAUUCUAGAUAGGGGUUCAUAAUUUGUGUGCAUUUUCAAUCACUCCUAUUUUUUAUGAAUUUUGUACAUUUUCUAAUUUUUGUACGAUAAACGCAGACGGUCAGCCCUGUGCCUGGCGACUGUCCGCAUUGCUUUGUAACCAAAAUUCACCCUAGUUAUUUUUGUUGAAGAUCAAACUUUUUAUGUUUUAUAAAAUAAUUAUUAAAAAUGUCAACUGUGUUUAUUUGAUAAAUAUUGCUGUUAAUUCUUCAUA
Molecule: messenger RNA, 5898 nt
Organism: Homalodisca vitripennis (glassy-winged sharpshooter)
Lineage: Eukaryota; Metazoa; Arthropoda; Insecta; Hemiptera; Cicadellidae
Gene: orb2
Product: translational regulator orb2
Exons: 11
Coding region: 128-2299 (723 amino acids)
Biological process (GO): negative regulation of cytoplasmic translation
Cellular component (GO): neuron projection; nucleus; cytoplasm
Molecular function (GO): mRNA regulatory element binding translation repressor activity; translation factor activity, RNA binding; ribosome binding
Source: RefSeq, a predicted model, not a curated record